Phragmites australis (common reed) is the source of this 2196-nucleotide messenger RNA. RefSeq names its product calcium-dependent protein kinase 1-like. Bases 197 to 1762 code for a protein of 521 amino acids. Gene Ontology annotation, cellular component: nucleus; cytoplasm. The transcript has 8 exons. The record is from RefSeq and is a predicted model, not a curated record. Lineage: Eukaryota; Viridiplantae; Streptophyta; Magnoliopsida; Poales; Poaceae. Gene Ontology annotation, biological process: protein autophosphorylation; peptidyl-serine phosphorylation; intracellular signal transduction. Gene Ontology annotation, molecular function: calcium-dependent protein serine/threonine kinase activity; calmodulin binding; calcium/calmodulin-dependent protein kinase activity.
CACGCCACGCCUGUCGCGCUCGCACGCCGGCGCACCUGCUCUCCUGCGGUCCUGCUUCCGCAGCCAAUCCCACAACCCAGCGCGCAGGUCGCGGUCUCCCCUGUCGUCUCCAGAAAUCUUCCACUCUAGCCCGAGCCCGAGCCCGAGCGCUCCCCAUCACCUCCUCCCCUCGUCAAACCCCAGACCCCAGCCAGCCAUGGGUAACCGCGCCUCGCGCCACCAUCGCCACGCCACCGACCAGCAGCCGGCCCCGCCGACCCAGCCCAAUCCCCAGACUCCUCCGCCGCCGCCGCAGCAGCAGCAGCCGAAGCCGAAGCCCCAGCCGACUCCGGCGCUGGCGGCAGACGCUGGGGCGGUGGGGCGCGUACUGGGGCGGCCGAUGGAGGACGUGCGCGCGACCUACACCUUCGGCCGCGAGCUCGGCCGGGGCCAGUUCGGGGUCACCUACCUCGUCACGCACCGGGAGACAGGGCAGCGCUUCGCCUGCAAGUCCAUCGCCACGCGGAAGCUCGUCCACCGUGACGACAUCGAGGACGUGCGCCGCGAGGUGCAGAUCAUGCACCACCUCACGGGCCACCGCAACAUUGUCGAGCUCCGCGGCGCCUACGAGGACAGGCACUCGGUCAACCUCGUCAUGGAGCUCUGCGAGGGCGGGGAGCUCUUCGACCGCAUCAUCGCGAAGGGCCACUACACCGAGCGAGCCGCAGCCGCGCUCUGCCGCGAGAUCGUCGCCGUCGUGCACAGCUGCCACUCCAUGGGGGUAUUCCACCGGGAUCUCAAGCCUGAGAACUUUUUGUUCCUCAACAACAAGGAGGACUCGCCGCUCAAGGCCACUGACUUCGGCCUCUCCGUCUUCUUGAAGCACGGCGAGAUGUUUAAGGAUCUUGUGGGAAGUGCGUACUAUGUUGCUCCUGAGGUGCUGAAACGGCACUAUGGGGCAGAGGCUGAUAUAUGGAGUGCUGGGGUUAUUCUUUACAUCCUUCUGUCUGGUGUUCCUCCUUUUUGGGCAGAGAACGAGGAUGGUAUAUUUGAUGCCGUCUUGCGCGGUCACAUUGAUUUCUCUUCUGAUCCUUGGUCUUCAAUAUCUAAUGGUGCAAAGGAUUUGGUCAAGAAGAUGCUGCGGCAAGACCCAAAAGAGCGCCUGACUGCUGCUGAAAUUUUGAAUCAUCCAUGGAUUAAAGAAGAUGGAGAGGCACCAGAUAAGCCACUUGACAUUACGGUCAUCAGUAGAAUGAAACAGUUCAGGGCAAUGAACAAACUUAAGAAAGUUGCAUUGAAGGUUGUUGCUGAGAACUUAUCAGAUGAAGAGAUUAUGGGCUUAAAAGAAAUGUUCAGAUCCCUGGAUACAGAUAACAGUGGGACAAUUACUCUUGAAGAGCUAAGAUCUGGUUUACCAAAACUUGGCACUAUAAUUUCUGAAUCAGAAAUUAGACAGUUGAUGGAGGCGGCUGAUGUUGAUGGAAAUGGGACCAUUGAUUACGCGGAGUUCAUAUCAGCUACGAUGCACUUGAAUAGAUUGGAGAAGGAAGACCACAUACUCAAAGCAUUUGAAUAUUUUGAUAAGGACCACAGCGGAUACAUAACAGUAGAUGAGUUGGAAGAAGCUCUGAGAAAGUAUGAUAUGGGAGAUGAUAAAACAAUUAAAGAAAUCAUUGCUGAAGUAGAUACAGAUCAUGAUGGAAGAAUUAACUACCAGGAGUUUGUUGCCAUGAUGAGGAGCAACAGCCCUGAGAUUGUUCCGAAUCGGAGGCGCAUGUUCUGACUGUUGUGUACAAUUUCAAUGAAUACUGCUUAGACAUCUUCCCCUGGUCCCGUUAUCAUUUGGGAACAGCCAUUAAGAAGACCGAUCAUUUGAGAUCCAUAUAUCUGCUGCCCGGACCAGUUUUUACCGAAAUGGGGUGCAUGAUAUAGCGAUUCAUACCUAGAUGCUUUUAAUCAACAUCAUGGACUCUGGGUGGCAGUGUUUCUUCCCAUUGUAUACCUUGAGGGUGUUCUGAUGCUGCGAUCCGUAUCUUUCGCCAUCCUCCAUUUUAACUUGUAUCCUCGAUGGGAUGAUCAGCUCAACUGCUCCACCGAGCGUGUUAUGACUCGUGAUCAUGUGCUUUCAUCCUCUCAAUCGUGGUUUUUAGCGAUCAGAUCAGACAAGGUUAUAUUAUUCUGAAUAAACAUAGCACAAACGUGGUUCUAAAUUUGUCC